This is a messenger RNA of Branchiostoma floridae (Florida lancelet), 3635 nucleotides long. RefSeq names its product oxysterol-binding protein-related protein 6-like. Gene Ontology annotation, molecular function: cholesterol binding. Gene Ontology annotation, cellular component: cytosol; plasma membrane; perinuclear endoplasmic reticulum. Lineage: Eukaryota; Metazoa; Chordata; Leptocardii; Amphioxiformes; Branchiostomatidae. The transcript is spliced from 30 exons. The coding region runs from base 158 to 3070 and encodes 970 amino acids. The record is from RefSeq and is a predicted model, not a curated record.
UUUGUCCCCAGGGUCCUCACUAGGACAAGAUGGCGGAGUUUUGAAAGUGGUGGCUCCUUUGGGCUUUACUCUCCUCGUCUCUUUUGGAUCCUAAAAAGCCCUGGCCAUGGUUUCGUCCUGAUUGGCGCCUUCUGUUUCGUUCCUGUUUCCUAACGUCAUGGAAGCUGCCUCGAAGAAGUCUGUGGAGGCUACCAAGUCAACAGAGUCUUCUGGUGCUGCAGCUCCUCCUGUGGAUGGCACAUCUGCACAAGAUGGGACAGCCAGACUCAGUCUCAAGUCCACAUCUGAUAAAUCAACUUCCGGUUCCUCCAAAGAAACACCGUCUCCCAAGAAGGAGAAAGACAGCCCUGACUUGGAGAAGGGAGAGUGGGAGAUAGUGGAGGGGCUGAAAACAGGGACAACAGUGGAGAAGUCCACUCCCAGCAAGUAUGAGGGAUUCAUGCUGAAGAAACGGAAAUGGCCACUGAAGGGAUGGCACAAGAGAUUCUUUGUCCUGGAGAAAGGGUUCCUGAAAUAUGCCAAGAGACUGCAGUCGGUACAAAGAGGGAAGCUCCAUGGAAGCAUUGAUGUUGGUUUAUCAGUGAUGUCCAUCAUGAAAGAUGCACGGAGGAUAGACCUGGACACUGAGGACAGCAUUUAUCAUCUAAAGACUCCUCCCUUGAUAAGGAACCGUCGUCUGAGCAUGCCCAGGACCAUGUCUCGCAGUAGCAGUGCGCUCGGCCAGGGAAGGGUGGCGGCCUGGCUCAUGGAGUCUGAGGCCAUGGAACAGUGCAAUAAAGAGCUGUCCUCUGUGCAGACCAAGGUUUACCAGUUGAACAGUAUUCUACAGGAGUUACAGCGCCUCCAGUCUUCCCUGGACGACCAGUACAAGUACUUAGAUCUGUCGGUUCCAGAUCUGGCCUCCAAGAAGAAGAGUUGGCGCUUAUCUUUCCGCAAGUCGAAGCACAAGAAAUCCAUGAGCCACGGAGGGAGCAGUACAGCAAGUACAUCCAGUACAGCUAGUGUCAGCAGUAACAGGAACAGUACUGGGGCUAUCACAGGGGCUAUGUUGCCGCCUCCCUCCACCCUUGCCGUAGAGAAGCAGCCUCACCACAUGUCCACCCCCAACAUCUCCUCAGAACUUAAUGGAAAACUUGAAAACGCAAAGAAAGUUUACGUUGCAGAAACCACGCCCACCUCCCCCACCAGCCAGCAGAGGUCGGAGGAGAUGCGACUCAGACAGGAGUUUGUCAAUAAUGCAAAGGAAGUGUACAGCCAGCUGAAGGUGCUGACCUUGACCCUGAGGUCGGAGAGAGACAAGCUCCAGGAUGCCAUGGGGCAGCAGGUACUCAGUCCUGCACACGGUGGACAUGCGGACAGGCUGGGGACAGUUCUAGCACAGGUCCAGGCCCAGAAUGCAGACAUGCGUGCACGGUUGAACAGAAUUGCUCGAGAGGCUGACCUGUCCACAGUACAGACUCCUGGGGGAACUCUGGAUCAGAAGACCCCACUGCUACAGAGGCAGUUCUCCGGUGACGACCACCUGAGUCUCUCCACGGCCGAUUCUGUCACAGAGUUCUUCGAUGCAGAAGAAUUCCUCAUCUCGAGUUCAAGUUCAGAUGGGGAGUCAGAAGAUGAGUCUCUUGUCAGCGGCGAAUCAGAAGAGACGAUGGCAACGGAUGACUCUACCACUACGGCCAUGGGAAGACCUGAGGCUGUUGUAGGGGCAGAGACUGCAGAAGAUCCUGGUAUGAGUCAGACAGGACAUCGUGCCCAGCUGCCCUGCCCUAAACCUGAGACUGGAGACCUCAGCAUCUGGAGUAUCAUGAGGAAGAACAUCGGCAAGGAUCUGUCCAAGGUCUGUAUGCCGGUCACCAUGAACGAACCCCUGAACACGUUACAGCGGCUUGCAGAGGAACUGGAGUAUUCAGAACUACUGGACAAGGCCGCAGAGACCGACAAUCCGUACGAGCGAAUGGCUCUUAUAGCAGCAUUUGCAGUGUCUGGAUACAGUUCUACAUACUACAGGGCAGGCCAGAAACCCUUUAACCCCCUCCUGGGGGAGACGUACGAGUGUGUGAGGGAAGAUAAGGGAUUCAGCUUCAUAGCUGAGCAGGUUAGCCACCACCCUCCCAUCUCAGCCUGCCACUGUAAGGGGGAGAAAUGGGUCUUCUGGCAAGAUGCAAGACUGAAAACCAAGUUCUGGGGAAAGUCCAUGGAGAUUAUACCAAUAGGAACUGUUAAUGUUUCCAUACCAAAGUACAAUGACCAUUACACCUGGAGUAAGGUGACGUCCUGCAUCCACAACAUCAUGACUGGACAGAGGUGGAUGGACCACUACGGGGAGAAGAUCAUCAAAAACAAGGACAUCACCUGUAAACUCAUGUUCCACAAGUACAUCUCUACCAUAACGUGGUGGGCAGAGACUUUCCAACCGCUCAAAUCCGCCAUUGUCGAUCACUUUUUCUCUGACGAUCCGCAAUCAGGGCGGGGUGUUAAACUGCCUGCUAGCUACUGGAGCACACGGUGCCAUGACGUGCUGGGUUCAGUGCUGGAUAAGGAUGGGAAGGAGAUACACCAUCUGUUUGGGAAGUGGCACGAAGGCCUUUGGUGUGGACAUGCUCCCAGUGCAAAGUGUAUAUGGAGACCUGCUGCCCAUGUAAAGUUGACUGAAAACAAGCUCCUCAUGCGAAUGAUGGGCAGCGGGACAGCGAGGUCCUCUAGGAAAGGUUCCAUGCCGGAGGAAUAUGAUCUGUACUAUGGCUUCACCAGGUUUGCUGUGGAGCUGAAUGAACUGACUCCAGACCUGAAGACUGCCCUCCCACCCACCGACACAAGGUUUAGGCCAGACCAAAGGUUGCUGGAGGAAGGUCAGGUGCAGCGAGCGCAGAACGAGAAAGUGCGUCUGGAACAGAUGCAGAGAAUGAGGGAACGAGAGAGAGAAGAGGCGGGCGUGGUCUAUCAACCCAGGUUCUUCAGAAGAUCAAAACAGGAGCAGCACCACCAUGACUCCUGGACGUUUAACAACACGUACUGGGACAUGAGGAAAACACCAGGAUUCUCCAUGACCGAGAACAUGAAACUGUGGUGACAUCAUCACCCUGGCCAGUCAUGUUACAUGUACAUCAUUGUAGAGAACAUGUUACAUCCAGGUCUGUUCACAUGUGACAAUCAGGGUUCAAAAUACAUCCUGCAUACAUCAUUCUACCAGGUGUAGGUAACAUGUAAUGUAUACAGUAUGACAAAUUUUACAUGAUGAUUGCAAAUUUUGUCCGGUGAUGUUACGUCAUUGAAGGGAACAUGUAACAUACAGGACUUAGUUUACAUGUGGACUGUCCAGUCAUGUAACAUCAUUGUAGGGAACAUGUUACAUUCAGGUAUGUUUACAUGUGACAAUCAGGCUAGGGCUAGAAAUACCUUCAUUUGCAUACCUGGUACAGGUAACAUGUAACAUUAACUUAUGACAGAUGCAACUGACAAAUGUUACCUGAUGGUAACAUCUUUUAAUGGUCUGUGAUGUUACAUCAUUGUAAAAAACAUGUUACAUUCAGGUAUGUUAACAUUAUUGUAACAACCAGGGCUCAAAAUAUCUUAUCUGUAUACCUGUUAUAGGUAACAUGUAUGACUACCUUCAACAGAUAAAUGUUAUCUUCCAA